Messenger RNA from Macrobrachium nipponense, 1355 nucleotides. RefSeq lists its product as uncharacterized. Lineage: Eukaryota; Metazoa; Arthropoda; Malacostraca; Decapoda; Palaemonidae. The transcript has 2 exons. The coding region runs from base 12 to 857 and encodes 281 amino acids. The record is from RefSeq and is a predicted model, not a curated record.
UGCGUUGUCAGAUGACAGCUUGCGCAGCUGUCCUUCAGCAAAGGUGUGGACAUGAGGUUUGCAGGUCCCAUGCACCCUGCGCCGUACAGGUCGAUGACCUCAUCGUCUGGCAUCCGGAUGCAUGUGAGAUCUGUUAUGGGCUUUUUGCCGAUAUAACCUCUGACUCGACCCCACAGGCUGUCAAGAACACAUCUCUUUCAACCCUCAAGAUCUGGGUUGGUGGAUUCGGCCGUAACGUUAAGGCUAAGAAACCUUAUAUUCUAUCAGAGGAGUUAUGCAAUCUCCUCUACCCAAAUGCCAAGAUGUCAGCGGCAGUUCCCAAGGAAGUGGCUGCACCCAUUAUUGCCAAGAUAAGGGAAGACACGCAGUCCUUGCCUGAAGAUCUUGAGGGACUAGGGGAAGAAGUGUUGGAAGACGUGGCGGCCAUCAGCCUUGACAUAGAACCAAUGGUUCUGGAUGCCAGCGAUCAAGGUAGGGAGGUAAGUGGGGCAAGUAGUGUGCGGUCUAAGAUUCCUGUUCUUAGCCCUGCACCAUCUUUAACAUCUUCUCAUGCUUCUUUUCAAGGGUUUACUGCAAAGACCCUGGUUGGGGACAAACCAGGCUCAGUAAUACCAAAAGUCAAACACUUGAGGAAGGCCUUAUCUAAGCCAAGUAAACCAUCUAGGUUACCGAGACUUACCAAGUCAUUAAAUGCAUCUAAGUCUUCGGAGAUUCCGGUAGCAGCUACUCCCCUACAUCACGGGUCGAGAUCAAGGAGCUCCAAAUCUAAGGCUUCAGAACCUUCCUUUGAUCCGGUUUCCCAUGCCACAACUAAGAGAGACGGAGUUGACUUCUCUACUUUUUCCAGGAGAUCAUGAAUGCUGGGUUGACGCCCCAGCAACUUUCACCACAGGGAAACUGAACAUUGACUGUGCCUCUACACAGUUCAGUGACAAACUUCCGAGACUCCCAGAAUCCUUGGUCAGAAUCGAGUAUGAGGCUUGUACUCGGUUAAGUAGAUCAAUCAACUCCGCUACAAUGGCAGAAAUGGCUUCACUGGUAUACCAAGACGAGUCAUUGUUCAAGAUCCUUACCAAGUCUCUCCUCCUCACACUUCAAAGUGAUGCCUAUGACUUUGCUGUAGCACACCGUAAUUGCAGAAAGCAUGUGCUUUAAGAAGCUACAAUAAGGCAUGAGCCAAAUAAACUGAUUAAAGCCUCAAUUUGGGGUCAGACUUAUUCCCGGAAGACAUUGUUAACAGUGUCUUAGGUGAGGCUGCUAGGGUCAAUCAAAGUCUCAAAGUUCGUUGGGGCCUGAUGCCAAAACGGAAAUAUGAACAAUCAGGAAAUCAGACAAGAGGCAGGAAGAGGUUUAGG